Caenorhabditis elegans is the source of this 705-nucleotide messenger RNA. RefSeq names its product ShKT domain-containing protein (gene C25F6.8). Lineage: Eukaryota; Metazoa; Nematoda; Chromadorea; Rhabditida; Rhabditidae. The transcript is spliced from 5 exons. The record is from RefSeq and is marked reviewed. The coding region runs from base 77 to 643 and encodes 188 amino acids.
UCAUAAAAGGCGAUUGCCAUUGAAAUUUCAACUCCGGUUUCGAGACUCGGCCAUUUCGUCUGCUAAUCGUUGCAAGAUGCACCAUGUUUUCUUGAUUCUAGCUAUUUCUCUUCCAUUAGUGACAACGUAUACUACCAAACCACCGUGUUGUCGAGACCACUUAGGAUCAACUGCUUGUUAUAAAUUGAUGCACCAAAAUACUAGAUUGUUCGCGAAACGGUGUAAUACGGACGCAGAAUUCAGACUGAUUCAAUGUUGUUCUUCUUGUAACACUAACGGUGUCGGUAUAGCCUACGACUUGGUUGCUCGUUCCCUUGUUUCUGAGCAUUGUUUUGAUAGAUACGGGCCAACAUUUUGCGACAGAUAUGUAAACAAAACGGACGUUUUUGAGCCACAUAACACGUGGUCUUGCGACGGCGAAAAUCCGCAAAUUGCUUUCCGUACAUGUCGUAAAUCGUGCGGGUACUGCAAUUUUAACGUCGUUCAAUACACUUUGGAUAAUGCGCUUCAGGCCUGCCGUGUUCAACCAGUUGCUGAAGAGAAAAGACGAUGGAGGCAAAUGUUUUAUUCUACAACAACAACAUCUUCACCGUCACCAAUUGAAGUCAUAAACUCGACUUAUCAAUUUUGGGAUCAUAAGUAGAAACAAGAUACAACAAUAAUAACUUAUUAUAAAUAAUUAAAAAAUAAAAUUAUGUUUUUUUG